Suillus subaureus is the source of this 1850-nucleotide messenger RNA. RefSeq lists its product as uncharacterized. The transcript has 4 exons. Lineage: Eukaryota; Fungi; Basidiomycota; Agaricomycetes; Boletales; Suillaceae. The record is from RefSeq and is a predicted model, not a curated record. The coding region runs from base 145 to 1434 and encodes 429 amino acids.
GCUGCAAUCGACCACAGCAAGCGACGACUCUUGCUACCUCCUGCUUUUCGUCCUCAUCGCCAUUGACGACGUCGGCAAACAUAACUGACCCCUAGCACUCAAACCUCUCACCGAAGUAGUCAGCUGCUGAUCGAAUUGAUCACGAUGCCAGCGCCAGUAGCGGUGUACGUCGUUGCAGCUAUUGCAGGUGCUGCUGCUCUUGUUGCUUUUCAUGAGUUCGUCUUCGAACCCCACAUCGCCCCUGCCAUGGAGCGUUGGGCAGAGGAUUUCCUUGCAAAGCGUCGUGCUCGACGUGGAGGUCCUAUUAUUGUGCCAUCCACCAGAGGGUCUGGGGAUGGAGACCCGGGUCCCAGCGGUGCUGAUCCGAAGAAAAGGACUCCUGCGAGAGAAGAAGAUUCCAUCGAACUGGAAGGCCUCAAUCUCGAUCUCGUUGACCAGUGGCGCAAUAGGGUGCAUCGCACCGCCCAAGAUGCGAAUGUAAGGCGGAGAGUCAGAGCAAUCCCUGAUACAGAUGAAGGGGGUAUAUCUACCACAAUAGAUGAUUCCUUUACAUCCCUCACGCACACUCCGGUCGCACCCACCCACGUCAUCUCCAACGUCUCCUCCCCUUUCACAGAAACGUUAUCUGUAUCCACCCGCACGCCCAUCCGUGCCCACUCCCGAGCCUCUUCCCACACCGCAAGUGAUGGUGAGCGCGAGGGUAACACUACUAUAUUUUUUGCUCCGUCUUCCCACUCUUCUUCACCCCCUCCUAGCCCUCCAUUCGGCCCCAUCCUCCCCGACACCCCCCGCACAAGCGCCGCCUAUCCUGCUCGCCCAUUUUCCCCGGUUGUGCGCACGCCUGUGCGCUCCCGCACACAGUCAAGCUGGUCUUUGCGCUUGGAUACGAAUUCGCGCAUCAGGGUGGAUGUACAAGGCAGGCGUGUAGACGUUGACGUUGACGUCGAGGACGAACACGCCAACGUCAAUAUCAAUAGCAAUACCAGCGCGAGUAUGCACGAGAAUAUGAGUGCAAACAUUAGCGUUGUGGAAUCACUAUCAGAACGUUACCCCGCCGCGGUCACUCCGCCUGUCCUGCUCUCCCCGCCCUUAUCACAGAGUGUCCUCUCCUCCCCAAACACAGACGUCCUGAGCCUUGGGAGCAGUGGCAGCCGCUCUGGCUCGCCAUUCGCCGUACUCUCUCCACCCGAGCAGCGCGCGUCCCUCUCAGGUGCUGCAAGCUCUCUGUCGCCCUCGACGAUGAGCGAGGAUGAGUUUAUGUCGUUUGGCGAGGCGUCAGAUGCGGAUGGGGAGGAAAUGUCGGUGUCGCGAAUCGGAAGUGCGCGUUUGCAUAACCCUUUUUCACACUUUGACGAGGGAAGUGAUUUUGAUAGUGGCAGUGAGGCCAGUAGUAGUGAAGGGAGUUGGGGCCGGGUCAGUGCGGGGCGGGGCUGAUCCGGCCACGUCCUCGUCAGAUUUUCGGAACUGGAAGGAUGGCGGAGUAGCAUAUGUGUGGUAUCGGGAAAGGUUCGCGUCUACUCAGGAUGCAUUGAUAUACAUGGGAUUUGUUGGUGCGGUAUUAUUGUGUUCCUUUCCCUUUUUGUCUCUAUCUGGUUCUCUAUUUUGCUCCCAAGGUUUUGUACUUGUCUUGUUCUGUCGUUCUCAUAAAUUUGUGUUGUACAUCAUUCCACAGAUUAAUCACACUGUAGAAACAGACAUUUGAGCUUGAGCCACCACCGCCACUUGAACCAACCGCUCAUAACUAUAAUGUCUGGUCAAAGUGCAGGUCGACACUAUGCAUAUAUAGGUAAAUCUGAUAAACGAGUGCUGUUGAAGUGGUGGUGUCAAUUACGUAAUCAUUCACUUGCGUU